This is a messenger RNA of Racocetra persica, 139 nucleotides long. The record is from the annotation of a GenBank genome assembly. Lineage: Eukaryota; Fungi; Glomeromycota; Glomeromycetes; Diversisporales; Gigasporaceae.
AUGAAUUCAAGCGUCGAGGAACAAAUUCAAUCUUUCAAGGAAUCACAUAAUCGGCUCACUGCAGUACUUCGUGAGCGUCAAAAACGCCGCAAAUUGCAAUUAAGCUCUGUGGAAGAAUUUAAGAAAAUUUCCUCAAAUA